AUGCCGAGGCCGACGACGGGCCUGUGGCCGGCAUUGCUGGCGACUGUGCUUGCGACGGCAUGGACGGCCAAGGCUCAGGAUGGGACCGUUGGCGGCGUGUUUACGACUGCGCAUCAGGAUGUUCCGGAAUGGGCUGCGCCUAAUUCUCUGAAUCUGAUGUUGACGCCGCAGUCUGAACGGCAGCUGCCGGUCCAGUUUACCGUCAUUCCCUUGACAGCCAGCGUUGGAUUGAACGGGACGGGAACAAUUCGUGGAUCUAUCCACAUCGAGGGCCGGCUUCAAGCUGCCAAUGCUACCACCUAUACCCGACUGCAGGGAAAUGGGACUAUGGCCUUUCUGUCCUGCGAUGGCUCCACGUCCGACGGGAACAUCACCCCGGACAGGAUGCUGAGCGACCUCAUGGGGGCAUCCUUGAAAGCCAUCGUCUUAUACUCGACCGACAGAAACAUUUGUCUCAUCAACGCCGACGGCCCCUUGCCGUACACGAGCAUACUGUCCAUGGUGGACGCCGGGGAAGCCGGGAGAGUCUUGGGCUUCUUGAACGGCACCCAGGCCGUCCCUUAUGUCGCUGCUACGAUAUCUGGCAGCACGGGGCACAAAAACACCGACUCUGACUCUGGCGGUGGGGGAGGGAGCAACUCGGCCGUGGCCAUGAGCAUAUUGUAUAGUAUUACUGGUAUUAUCACCUUGCUGUUCCUGGCCAUUAUCGCUAGCGGAGCCAUCAGAGCCCAUAGGUAUCCCGAGAGGUACGGUCCUCGAGGAGGCUACGGGGGACGACCUCGCCAGAGCAGGGCAAAGGGCCUGGCUCGUGCCGUGCUGGACACCAUCCCCAUUGUCAAGUUUGGCAACCCGCAGCCCGCGAAGCCUGAUCCCGAGCUGGAGCUCGACGCUGCCACGGACGGAAAUGAUGCAGCAGCAGCAGCAGCAGCAGCAGCAGCAGCAGCCAUACCGAGAACCGGACGGGAAACUGGCAAGGAUGGACCGGAGGCCAAGACGGCGGCGGCGGCAGCGGCGGCGGCAGCCCCCGUCGACGCAUCUCCUAGACGCAGCAAUGAGCAGCAGCAUUCGUCAAGAGGCAAUGAUGCCGCAGCAACGGACUCUGCCAGAAACCAUGCGUCAGAAGACCACGGUAGCUUGGGAUGCUCCAUCUGCACAGAAGACUUUACACAUGGCGAGGAUGUAAGAGUGUUGCCGUGCAAUCAUCAGUUCCAUCCUCAUUGCGUGGACCCGUGGCUCGUCAACGUCUCGGGAACAUGCCCACUAUGUCGACUCGACCUCCGGCGCGAAGGUCAUGGUCCCAACAAGGGGUCGUUCUUGGAACACAACGAACACCCAUCACCACCCUUGCUUCUCGACGCAGCAGACAGGGAUGACGCUCAUGCCUCGCACGGCAACUGCCUCGCCCGAUUAUUCGACGUCAACCGCCUUGGACACGCAAGUGUCGAGGAGCGUCUCGAGGCCCUCCGGCAGAUGGGUGCCCAAUAUCGGCAUCACGAAACCAGAAGCCAGGCCACAGAGGCAGCCAACAGGCACCAAGCAGCCCGGCUGACGGGCAAGCUCAAGGAGAAAUUCCGCAUCCGCACCCGAGCCCAGCCCGCCGAGUGUUGA
Ustilaginoidea virens is the source of this 1608-nucleotide messenger RNA. RefSeq lists its product as uncharacterized. NCBI's taxonomy places the organism in Eukaryota, Fungi, Ascomycota, Sordariomycetes, Hypocreales, Clavicipitaceae. The transcript has 3 exons. Bases 1 to 1608 code for a protein of 535 amino acids. The record is from RefSeq and is a predicted model, not a curated record.